GCUAAGAAGAAAUGACAUAGGAAUAGGACACAUAAAAUUACCUUACCUUCUCUAAUAAUCAUUCCAUUUUGUCAAGAUGCUAAAUUCAUAUUUUAAUUAGUAGUUGGAAAAUUUGAAAUAGUAACAAGAUUCUAACCAUUUGGAGUAAAACAAAGUAAUGGAAGAGAAGUGGCCAGCUGGGAAACAUAAACUAUUGCAAAUACAUCAAAAUGAAACCAAUUGAAUAUUUGAAUUGGUCCUUCAUGAUGGCUACCCCUUAACAAUUCAAGGACACUAUAAAUACUUAGUCUCUCAUUCAUCUUUUCACAGUAAUCACUAACACCAACAUCUCUUUUUUUCUUCUAUCUUUUCUUCUACUUCUAAAGAAUAUUAGUGAGGAUAUCUAAUAACAUAAGUAUUGGAGGUGUCAAGUUUUUUCUUUCUACCUAUGACUGCUAUGGCCAGUAGCCCCAAAAGGGGUCAUAACUGGCCACCGAUGGCAAUGGCAUUGGCCAUUGUUUUGAUUUCCACUACUGUGGUUUCUGCUGCUGCAGAUAGUUAUAUUUACUCUUCUCCUCCACCACCUUAUGAGUACAAGUCACCGCCACCACCGUCUCCUUCACCUCCACCACCUUAUGUGUACAAGUCACCACCACCUCCACCUUAUGAACACAAGGCUCCAUCUUAUGAAUACAAGUCACCACCUCCACCAUCACCCUCACCUCCACCACCAUAUGUGCACAAGUCACCACCAUAUGUAUACAAGUCACCACCUCCUCCAUCACCAUCACCACCACCACCAUAUGUAUACAAGUCACCACCUCCACCUCCUUAUGUGUACAAGUCUCCACCACCUCCACCAUAUGUGCACAAGUCACCACCAUAUGUAUACAAGUCACCACCUCCUCCAUCUCCAUCACCACCACCACCAUAUGUGUACAAGUCACCACCUCCACCACCUUAUGUGUACAAGUCUCCACCACCUCCACCAUAUGUGCACAAGGACCCACCAUAUGUCUACAAGUCACCACCUCCUCCAUCCCCAUCACCACCCCCUCCAUAUGUGUACAAGUCACCACCUCCACCUCCCUAUGUGUACAAGUCUCCACCACCUCCACCAUACGUGCACAAGGAUCCACCAUAUGUGUACAAGUCACCUCCUCCUCCUUCCCCAUCACCACCACCUCCAUAUGUGUACAAGUCACCACCUCCACCACCUUACGUGUACAAGUCACCACCUCCCCCACCUUAUGAACACAAAUCACCACCAUACUAUUACAAGAGUCCUCCACCACCCUCCCCCUCACCUCCACCUCCUUACUACUACAAAUCUCCUCCACCACCCUCACCUUCCCCUCCCCCACCAUACUAUUACAAGUCUCCUCCACCACCAUCACCCUCACCCCCACCUCCAUAUUACUACAAGUCUCCCCCACCCCCUUCACCCUCCCCUCCCCCACCAUACUAUUACAAGUCUCCUCCACCCCCAUAUAUUCACAAGGACCCACCAUACUAUUACAAGUCCCCACCGCCACCUUCCCCAUCUCCUCCACCACCCUACUACUAUAAGUCUCCCCCACCACCUUCACCAUCUCCUCCACCACCAUACUACUACAAAUCUCCACCUCCUCCAUCUCCUAUUCCCCAUACUCCUUACUACUACAAGUCCCCACCACCACCCAAGGUCCUUCCACCACCAUACUAUUACAACUCUCCUCCUCCACCAGUUGCAUAUCCUCACCCACAUCCCUACCACCACUCAUUGAUUGUGAAGGUAGUCGGUAAAGUCUACAGCUUCAGGUGCUAUGACUGGGAGUAUCCUGAAAAGUCUCAUAACAAGAAACAUCUCAAAGGUGCUGUUGUUGAGGUCACUUGCAAAGCUGGAAGCAAAAUCAUCAAGGCUUAUGGAAAAACUAAGAUCAAUGGAAAGUACAGCAUCACAGUUGAGGACUUUGAUUAUGUCAAAUAUGGUGCCACAGUGUGUAAGGCCGCCCUUUAUGCUCCACCUAAAGGAUCCCCCUUCAACAUCCCUACUAAGCUAAAUGAAGGAACUAAAUUGUACUUGAAAUCAAAGGACAAGUAUGAGGUUGUGCUUAAGGCUAAGCCAUUUGCUUAUGCUUCAAAGAAACAUUUUAAAGAAUGUGACAAGCCCAAGCCUUCACCAACUCCAUACUACUACAAAUCACCUCCACCUCCCUCACCUGUUUACAAGUACAACUCUCCACCUCCACCGGUCCAUUAUUAUUCACCACCAUAUUACUACAAAUCACCUCCUCCUCCAGUAAAAUCGCCACCAACACCUUACUACUACAAAUCACCUCCACCUCCCUCACCAGUUUACAAGUACAACUCACCACCUCCACCGGUCCAUUAUUACUCUCCUCCAUAUUCCUAUAAGUCGCCUCCACCUCCCUCACCAGUUUACAAAUACAACUCCCCACCUCCACCAGUCCACCAUUAUGAUCCUCCAUAUUACUACAAGUCACCUCCACCUCCCUCACCAGUUUACAAGUACAACUCCCCACCUCCACCAGUCCAUUAUUAUUCACCUCCAUAUUACUACAAAUCACCCCCUCCUCCUGUGAAAUCCCCACCACCUCCUUACUACUAUAAAUCACCUCCACCUCCCUCACCAGUUUACAAAUACAACUCACCACCUCCACCAGUCCACCAUUAUGAUCCUCCAUAUAACUACAAGUCACCUCCACCUCCUUCACCUGUUUACAAGUACAACUCCCCACCUCCACCAGUCCAUUAUUAUUCACCUCCAUAUUACUACAAAUCACCCCCUCCACCAGUGAAAUCGCCACCACCUCCUUACUACUAUAAAUCACCUCCUCCUCCCUCACCGGUUUACAAAUACAACUCACCACCUCCACCAGUUUACAAGUACAACUCACCACCUCCACCAGUCCAUUAUUAUUCUCCUCCAUAUUACUAUAAGUCACCUCCACCUCCUUCACCGGUUUACAAGUACAACUCCCCACCUCCACCAGUCCACCAUUAUGAUCCUCCAUACUACUACAAGUCACCACCUCCACCAUCCCCAUCUCCUCCUCCACCAUACUAUUAUAAGUCCCCACCUCCACCAUCACCAUCCCCACCCCCACCAUACUAUUACAAAUCUCCUCCACCACCAUCACCAUCCCCACCACCUCCCUACUAUUACAAAUCACCUCCACCACCCUCACCAUCACCACCACCUCCUUACUAUUACAAAUCUCCCCCACCUCCAUCUCCAUCACCACCACCUCCUUAUCACUAUCAAAGUCCUCCUCCACCAUCUCCCAUUUCUCAUCCUCCCUACUACUACAAAUCCCCUCCACCACCAUCGCCGUCUCCUCCACCUCCUUACCACUAUGUGAGUCCUCCCCCACCAGUAAAGUCACCUCCACCACCAAGUUAUAUCUAUGCUUCACCACCACCACCUAUCUACAACUAACCUCAAACAGCAUAAACACCGUUCUUCAUGAUAAAUCAUAUUCCAGUUUUCAUCCAGUAAUAAAAGCAAGCUCCAUUUGGAGCAAACUGAAAUUUCUAGCUACGUGUCCAAAUUCGUUAAAUAAAUGUCAGGAUGUAUUAUCUUUGAGUUACAAUAUUUGUGAUCCUGACAAUAUUUAUUAUAUUUCUUUGGUGGCAAUCUUGCACUUCCUGGUGUUACUCUAUUCAAGUGAUAGACAAAACAAAAGGGAGAAGCGAGAUUAGUUUAUUUGUGAUAUCUUUGAUUUAUUUGUGCAUAGAUCAAUAUGGAUGUGUAUGAUAGUUUUUUAUUUAUUGAAGAUUUUUUAUUGUAAUCUGCUAUUGUGUUUGCCAAAUGGUUUUAGUAAUAAAGAAUCACAUUCAAUUUCUGUCA
This is a messenger RNA of Trifolium pratense (red clover), 3832 nucleotides long. Its product is annotated as extensin-2-like. Gene Ontology annotation, biological process: plant-type cell wall organization. Gene Ontology annotation, molecular function: structural constituent of cell wall. Lineage: Eukaryota; Viridiplantae; Streptophyta; Magnoliopsida; Fabales; Fabaceae. The transcript is spliced from 3 exons. Bases 428 to 3421 code for a protein of 997 amino acids. The record is from RefSeq and is a predicted model, not a curated record.